AUGCGGCACAUAUUCUCUCUCCUCUUUAUUGUGUGUCUGACGGUGAAACAUGGUGCCUGCUUAACACUGCAUCAGAGGGAUAUUCCUGCUGUGGUCUCACUGGAUAUCAAGCGUAGCAUUAUUUCAGACCCUGUGGCGAGGGACCGAGUUCGGCGGAAAAGAGACAAGACAAUCGGCCAAACGCUCGAUAACGAGGAAACUCUGUACUUUUGCAACGUGACUCUCGGCACCCCUGAGCAGGCCUUGCGCCUUGUUCUCGACACUGGGAGUAGCGAUUUAUGGUGCAACGCGGCUAAUUCAACACUGUGCUCGGCUUCGAGCGAUUCCUGCAACAUAUCCGGUUCUUACGACCCUUCUUUCUCAUCAACAUAUGCCUAUGUUUCAUCUGAUUUCAAUAUAUCAUACGCUGAUGGGACCGGCGCCGUGGGCGACUAUGCAACUGAUAUACUCCAUAUUGGAGGGUCAACACUAAAGAACCUGCAAUUUGGAAUAGGGUACUCGUCUAGUUCUUCAGAAGGCGUGCUAGGAAUUGGCUACCCAUCGAAUGAAGUUCAGGUGGGUCGGUACGGCAAAGACGCUUACUCGAACCUUCCGCGAGCAAUGGUCGACCAGGGAUUGAUCAGAUCCAACGCCUACAGCCUUUGGUUAAAUGAUCUUGAAUCGAACACGGGAUCAAUAUUAUUUGGGGGUGUCAAUACAGAAAAGUAUCUCGGAGAGCUGCAGACCUUGCCCAUACAAAAAGUCAACGGACGGUACUCGGAGUUUGUGAUCGCACUGACUGGAGUUGCGUUCGACUCGGAGUCGCAUCAUAAAACUUACUCAUCAGAUGCCUUGCCGGCGGCGGUACUGCUCGACUCCGGCAGCUCUUUGACCUAUCUUCCUGACUCCAUCGUCGAGAACAUAUAUCGUGACCUCAACGUCGCAUAUGAACCUUCAAGCGGGGUCGGUUACCUGCCAUGCAAUUUGGCGGAAAACAACAUGAAUAUAACAUAUACUUUUUCAUCUCCGAAUAUCACGGUUAUGAUUGAUGAACUUCUCCUGGACGCGGGCGACCUUCGUUUCCGGGAUGGUGCACGUGCAUGUAUCUUUGGAAUUGUCCCCGCCGGAGACAGUACUGCGGUUCUGGGUGACACAUUCUUGCGCAGUGCAUAUGUCGUAUAUGACAUAGCCAACAACGAGAUAUCUAUCGCCAACACAAACUUUAACUCGACAAAGGACAACAUACUGGAAAUUGGCGUUGGAACUGAUUCUGUUCCAAGUGCCACCCAGGUUUCUCAUCCGGUUACAUCGGUUGUAGCUGAUGGCUCCGGGGCAAGAAUUGGGGCGCCCACAGGUGCAUCUUCAACGACAGUGCCGUCAGUAAGCUCAGCGGGCUCUUUAUCAGCAGGGAUUGUAAGAGCCCAGAAGCAGUACCUGGCCAUGGUUCUGACAGCUGUUUGGUUUGUGCUGAAUUUGUGGUAA
This is a messenger RNA of Aspergillus fischeri NRRL 181, 1461 nucleotides long. RefSeq names its product pepsin-like aspartic protease. Gene Ontology annotation, molecular function: aspartic-type endopeptidase activity. NCBI's taxonomy places the organism in Eukaryota, Fungi, Ascomycota, Eurotiomycetes, Eurotiales, Aspergillaceae. The transcript is spliced from 3 exons. The record is from RefSeq and is a predicted model, not a curated record. Bases 1 to 1461 code for a protein of 486 amino acids. Gene Ontology annotation, biological process: proteolysis.